AUGGCGUACCCGUAUGUGUUCCACGCGCAGGCGCCACGGGCGAGAGCGGAGGAAUACAAGGCGAAGGGUGCAAUGCCACAGCCACAACCACAACCACAGGUGAGGGAGCAGUGGCCGGCCGGCGGCGGCGGCGGUGGAAGCAGCACGCGUGCGCGUGCCGGCGGCGCCGGAUGGAUGGGCAUUGGCUCCGGCGACAGGCCGCUGGCGAGCACCUACGACCUCGUGGAGCGGAUGCAUUACCUGUACGUGCGGGUCGUCAAGGCGCGCGGGAUCCCCGUUGGCGCGGUCACCGGCGGGUGCAGCCCCUACGUCGAGGUGCGCCUCGGCAACUACCGCGGCACGACGCGGCACCACGAGGGGAAGACGAGCCCGGAGUGGAACCAGGUGUUCGCCUUCUCCAGGGAGCGCGUCCAGGCCACGGCGCUCGAGGUGCUCGUCAUGGACAGGAACGCCGUGGCGCGCGACGACUGCGUCGGCAGGGUCGUGUUCGAUGUCGCCGAGGUGCCGGUGCGAGUGCCGCCCGACAGCCCGCUCGCGCCGCAGUGGUACCGCCUCGAGACCGCACGCCACGGCGGUGGCGGCGGUGGGAUGGUGCUGCAGAGCGAGGUCAUGCUCGCGGUGUGGGCCGGCACGCAGGCCGACGAGGCGUUCGCGGACGCGUGGCACGCCGACGCGGCGUCGGUGCGCGGCGGCGUCGAUGGAGUGGCGGCCGCUUUGCAGAGCGCGCGGUCCAAGGUGUACGUGACGCCGAAGCUGUGGUACCUCCGGAUAAACGUGCUUGAGGCUCAGGACGUCGUGAUGGGCGGCGGCCUCUUCGUCGGCGACAAGGUCCGGCCGCACGUCGAGGUCUUCGCUAAGGUCCAAGUCGGCGGCAUGAUGCUCCGGACCAAGCCGUGCGCCAUGAGGAACCCGGCAAGCCUGGCGUGGAACGAGGAGCUGGUCUUCGUCGUGGCCGAGCCGUUCGAGGAUCCGGCGGUGCUAAUCGUCGAGGCCCGUGCGCACCCUGGCAAGGACGAGAUCGUCGGGCGCGCCGUGCUGCCGCUCACGAUCUUCGAGAAGCGCCUCGACCGCCGGGCGAUCCACUCGCAGUGGUUCAGCCUGGAGCCGUUUGGGCACCCGCUGCGGCAACAGGAAGCCAGGUUCGCCGGCCGCGUCCACCUCCGGGCGUGCCUCGAAGGCGCGUACCACGUCAUGGACGAGCCGACCAUGUACGUGAGCGACACGCGCCCCACGGCGCGGCAGCUCUGGCGCCCUCCCGUCGGCGUGCUCGAGGUCGGCGUCCUCGGCGCGCAGGGCCUCACUCCCAUGAAGACCAUCGACGGCCGGGGCACCACCGACGCGUACUGCGUCGCCAAGUACGGGCAGAAGUGGGUGCGCACGCGCACCGCCGUCGACUCGUGCAGCCCGCGGUGGAACGAGCAGUACACGUGGGAGGUGUACGACCCGUGCACGGUGCUCACGCUCGCCAUGUUCGACAACUGCCAACUCGGCAACGCCGGCACCGCUGCCGCCGGCAUCAGCACCGUCAGAGACCAGAGGAUGGGCAAGGUGAGGAUUCGCCUCUCGACGCUGGAAAUGGACAAGGUGUACACCAACGCGCACCCGCUCGUCGUGCUGCACCCGUCCGGCGUGCGCAAGAACGGCGAGCUCUGCCUCGCCGUGCGCGUCACCUCCGUCUCUCUGUCCAGCGUCGUGUUUUUGUACGGACAGCCCCUCCUCCCCAAGAUGCAUUACCUCCAGCCGUUCACCAUCCCGCAGCUCGACGCACUCCGGCGGCAGGCGAUGAGCAUCGCGGCGGCGCGGCUCGGCCGGGCCGAGCCGCCGCUGCGCCGGGAGGUUGUGGAGUACAUGCUCGACGCAGACUCGCAGGCGUGGAGCCUGCGGCGGAGCAAGGCUAACUUCUUUCGGGUCACGGCGCUGCUGUCCGGCGCGGCCAGCAUGGUGCGGUGGCUCGUGGACGUGUGCCACUGGAGGAAACCGGCGACGACCGUGCUUGUUCACCUGCUCUUCAUCACCCUCAUGUGCUUCCCGGAGCUCAUUCUGCCGACCAUGUUCCUGUACAUGUCCGUAAUUGGAGUUUGGAACUACCGGCGCCGGCCCCGCCGCCCGGCGAACAUGGACGCGAGGCUCUCCUGCGCGGAGGCCACCCACCCGGACGAGAUAGAUGAGGAGCUGGACACGUUCCCGACGUCGAAGCCGAACGACGUGGUGCGGCUGCGGUACGAUCGGCUGCGGAGCGUGGCCGGGCGGAUCCAGACGGUGGUCGGGGACGUGGCGACGCAGGGAGAGCGGGUGCGGUCGCUGCUCGCGUGGAGGGACCCAAGGGCCACGGCGCUGUUCACCGCGCUCUGCCUCGUCGCCGCCGUGGCGCUGUACGUCACGCCGUUCCGGGUCGUCGUGCUCGUCGCCGGGCUGUAUGUGCUGCGACACCCGCGGUUCCGGAGCCGGAUGCCGUCGGCGGCCAGCAACUUCUUCAAGAGGCUGCCCUCCAGGGCCGAUACGAUGCUAUAG
Lolium rigidum is the source of this 2511-nucleotide messenger RNA. RefSeq names its product FT-interacting protein 1-like. The record is from RefSeq and is a predicted model, not a curated record. The transcript has a single exon. The coding region runs from base 1 to 2511 and encodes 836 amino acids. Lineage: Eukaryota; Viridiplantae; Streptophyta; Magnoliopsida; Poales; Poaceae.